Molecule: messenger RNA, 2115 nt
Organism: Anopheles maculipalpis
Lineage: Eukaryota; Metazoa; Arthropoda; Insecta; Diptera; Culicidae
Product: probable peroxisomal acyl-coenzyme A oxidase 1
Exons: 8
Biological process (GO): fatty acid beta-oxidation using acyl-CoA oxidase; lipid homeostasis
Cellular component (GO): peroxisome
Molecular function (GO): fatty acid binding; FAD binding; acyl-CoA oxidase activity
Source: RefSeq, a predicted model, not a curated record
AGUUACAUUACACCAUAAUUGAAGUCGGUACAAAACGACAUCGAGACCCGUGCAACAUGCCGUCGAACAGUGGAACCAUUAACAAAGACUUGCAGGCGGAGCGGGACAAGUGCACGUUCAACAACGAAGAGUUUACCCUGUGGUGGGUCGGUGGUGAAACAAAGCUGAAAGAGAAGCGAUUCCGAGAGGACUUCUUUCUCAAUGAUCCCGAGCUGCAGGAGAAAGUGCCUCUGCACUUCCUUUCCCACAAGGAGUUGUACGAGGAAUCGGUACGCAAGGCUACGGUUGCGUUCCGCAAGGUUCGCCAGCUGCAGGAUGGUGUAGAUAACUACUCGUAAUAUACUUUUAGUGCCUUGCUAGGUGGCCUGCUCGGGACAGGUAUCCUGAAACAGGGUAAUCCACUAACCGUGCACUACGUGAUGUUCCUACCGGCUAUCCUCGGGCAUGGCACUCCGGAACAGCAAGCCGAAUGGUUCGGACGCGCCUGGAACUGUGAGGUAAUUGGAACGUAUGCACAAACCGAGCUCGGACAUGGAACGUUCCUGCGAGGACUGGAAACGACCGCAACGUACGAUGAGCAAACGAAAGAGUUUGUCCUGCACAGUCCAACGCUAACGGCGUACAAAUGGUGGCCAGGAGGAUUGGCACAUACAGCCAACUAUUGUGUGGUAAUGGCGCAGCUUUACUCCAAAGGAAACUGUCACGGUAUUCAACCGUUCAUCGUGCAGCUGCGUGACGAAGAGACGCACAUGCCGCUGAAAGGCAUUACGAUCGGCGAGAUCGGCAACAAGCUUGGCAUGAACGGUGUAAACAACGGUUUCCUUGGAUUCGAUAAUGUGCGCAUUCCACGCAAGAAUAUGCUGAUGAAGAACGCCAAACUGUUGGAAGAUGGAACGUUCGUGAAGCCACCAUCGCAAGCACUCACCUAUGGCACGAUGAUGUUUGUACGUGUCGUGAUUUGCCGUGAUAUGGCGGCUUACCUAUCGAAAGCGGUAACGAUCGCGGUUCGCUACUCAGCCGUACGCCGCCAGAGUCACAUCAAUCCUGAUCAACCGGAAGUGCAAGUAAUCGAUCACUUGACACAACAGUACAAGCUGUUCCCGGCCAUCGCCAAGAGUAUCAUCUUCAAGCUAACGUCCGACAAUCUAUGGGAGAUGUACAAUCAGGUAACGUCCGAGCUAGACAAGGGUGACCUGGAACGAUUGCCCGAACUGCACGCUAUUGCUUGUUGUCUGAAAGCGGUCACAACAGCGGAUGCAGCCACCGGUGUUGAGGUUUGCCGGCUGGCAUGUGGUGGUCAUGGCUACAUGACGUGCUCCAACUUUUACGGUACGUACGGUAUGGUAACGGCCGCCUGUACCUACGAGGGCGAAAAUACAGUUCUGCUGCUCCAGACUGCACGCUAUCUGAUGAAAGCAUGGCAACAGGCACUCCGCGGCCAGGAACUGGUGCCAACCGUGCAGUAUUUGGCCCGCUUUUUGAGCAGCAAAAACCGGCGCAUGGAAUGGGAUGAUUCGAUCGGUGGAAUUAUUCGCGCACUGCAAACCGUUGCCGCUGGCAAAUUGCGCCUAGCUGCGGAACACAUUGAGCAGCGUCAGAAGCGUGGUGUUACGCUAGAGGAAGCAACGAACCAAACCUCGAUCGAGCUGGCACGCACAGCCGACGCACACUGUCGCGCAUUUUUGGUGCAGUCCGGGUACGAGAUGAUCGAAAAGGGUUGCGAAACUGUAUCGCCCGAAGUGGCCAAGGUACUGCGCACCAUUUACCAUCUGUACGCGUACGAUGAAGCACUGAAGGCGCUUGGAGAUUUGCUACGGUUCACCACCAUAUCCGAGAGUGACAUUAAUCGACUGCAGGCAAAGCUAGAAGCCGCUCUUGCUGAACUGCGCCCGAAUGCGGUCGGAAUCGUUGAUUCGUUUGACAUCCCGGACGAUGUACUGGGCUCACCGCUCGGUGCCUACGAUGGGAACGUUUACGAGCGACUAUACGAGGAGGCAAAAAAGAGUCCUCUGAACCAGGAACCCGUGAACCAGUCAUUCCACCUAUAUUUGAAACCGUUCAUGAAGUCAAGCCUUUAGAGAUGUAUAGUUUUAUUGUCAGCAAGCAUCGUCACAC